GCGCCGCGGCCAAGUCAGCCGGCGGCCGUCGAGGCGCCCACAUCACACCACUCACGACAACCCUCCGCCAUGGACGUCGAGGAGUUCCGAGUCCGCGGGAAGGAGAUGGUCGACUACAUAUGCACGUAUAUGACUACGUUGAAAUCGCGCCGCGUGACGCCGUCGGUGGAGCCGGGGUACUUGAGGAAUGAGCUGCCUUCGGAGGCUCCGGAGUUUCCCGAGCCGUGGGAGGAUGUUAUGAGGGAUGUGGAGAGCAAGAUCAUGCCGGGGGUCACCCACUGGCAGCACCCGCGGUUCCACGCCUACUUCCCGUCCGGGAACGCCUACCCCUCCAUCCUGGGCGACAUGCUGUCCGCCGGCAUCGGCUGCAUCGGAUUCUCAUGGGCUGCAAGUCCUGCGAUGACAGAACUGGAAAUCAUAAUGUUAGACUGGAUGGGUAAAGCUAUCGGCCUGCCUCCUGCUUUCUUAGCGUUAGAAGAAGGCAGUAAAGGAGGAGGUGUUAUUGAGGGUUCCGCCAGCGAGUGUGCUUUGGUGACGCUGAUCGCGGCGCGCGCCAACGGCAUCAAGCGCCUCAAGCAUCAGUUCCCCACGGUGGACGAGGGCCUACUCCUGUCCAAGCUCAUCGCGUACUGCUCGAAGGAGGCACACUCGUGUGUGGAGAAGGCCGCCAUGAUCUCCUUCGUCAAGCUCCGUAUUCUGCAGCCCGACGAGAAUGGAUCGUUGCGAGGGCACACGUUGAAAAAGGCGAUGGAGGAGGACGAGCAGGCGGGUCUGGUGCCGUUCUUCGUGGCGACGACGCUGGGCACCACGUCCAUGUGUUCCUUCGACAACCUGGCGGAGAUCGGGCCCGUGGUGCGGCGCUUCCCGGCCGUGUGGCUGCACGUGGACGCGGCGUACGCGGGCGGCGCCUUCCUGUGUCCCGAGCACAAGUCGCACCUCAACGGGGUGGAGUACGCCGACAGCUUCAACACCAACCCUAAUAAGUGGAUGCUCACCAACUUCGAUUGCUCGCUUCUGUGGGUCACCAACCGUUACCUUCUGACGUCAGCGCUGGUGGUUGACCCGUUGUAUUUGCAGCACUGCUACGACCACACGGCUAUAGACUACCGGCACUGGGGCGUGCCUCUGAGCCGGCGGUUCCGCUCGCUCAAACUCUGGUUCGUGCUGCGCAGCUACGGCAUCAGCGGCCUGCAGAAGUACGUGAGGAAGCACUGCGAGCUCGCCAAGUACUUCGAGAAGCUGGUGAAGAAGGACGAUCGGUUCGAGGUCUGCAAUAAUGUGCAGAUGGGCCUAGUCUGCUUCCGCCUCGUAGGCGGCAAGGAGGAGUCGGGCGAGCAAGUAGACGAGCUGAACAAGAAGCUGCUGACGACCAUCAACGCGUCGGGGAAGAUACACAUGGUGCCGGCCAGCGUCCGCGACCGCUACGUCAUACGGUUCUGUGUGGUCGCGCAGCAUGCCACGCGUGAGGAUAUCGAAAUAGCCUGGGACAUCAUAACGGACUUCGCGACAGAACUCAUGGAAGGACCCGACAAGCAGAGGGACUUGAACGAGGAGCGCGCGCGCCGCGACCGCGCCACCCUGGCCCACAAGCGUUCAUUCUUCGUACGCAUGGUCAGCGACCCCAAGAUCUACAACCCGGCCAUCAACAAGACCCCGCCGCCCGCGCCCACCUCGCCCAAGACGCCGCUGUCGGCCACGCCCGCCACGCCCGACGCGCCGUCAUUGGUGGAAAACUUGGAGGAACCGCUGGCCACGAAGCCGUCUACUUGGAUCAGCUGGCCGCUCGCGUUCUUCUUCCAGAGUGUGGACCAUGACGCCAAUGAUCUGCCGCUGAGGUUCCGCCACCUGGACACGAUGGUCCGUCUGAAGAGCCCCGGCCAGCGCCGCGGCUCCACCCCCUGCGCCUCGCCCGAGCGCCGCGCGCCCUCGCCAAACGCACAAAAUUAACGCGCAACUAAAUAAAUAUGUAUCUACAAUUAUUCUACAAUAAACCGCUGGGAAAUUGAGACAAUUGUG
Plutella xylostella (diamondback moth) is the source of this 2016-nucleotide messenger RNA. It is a transcript of the gene Tdc2, whose product is annotated as Tyrosine decarboxylase 2. NCBI's taxonomy places the organism in Eukaryota, Metazoa, Arthropoda, Insecta, Lepidoptera, Plutellidae. Gene Ontology annotation, biological process: carboxylic acid metabolic process; amino acid metabolic process. The record is from RefSeq and is a predicted model, not a curated record. Gene Ontology annotation, cellular component: cytoplasm. Gene Ontology annotation, molecular function: pyridoxal phosphate binding; carboxy-lyase activity.